Messenger RNA from Drosophila teissieri, 5383 nucleotides. Its product is annotated as longitudinals lacking protein, isoforms F/I/K/T. Gene Ontology annotation, biological process: regulation of transcription by RNA polymerase II. Lineage: Eukaryota; Metazoa; Arthropoda; Insecta; Diptera; Drosophilidae. Gene Ontology annotation, cellular component: nucleus. The record is from RefSeq and is a predicted model, not a curated record. Bases 591 to 2345 code for a protein of 584 amino acids. The transcript has 8 exons. Gene Ontology annotation, molecular function: protein binding.
GCAACUCUCAGGAAUAAAAUCGUCGUCGCUCCGCUCGUUAAAUUCUCGUUGCUUUCCCACCCACAUAAAAAAUCAGGAUAAAAUUGUUAGUAGCUUAAAAAGCAGCGCGGAUUGCAUAAAUUCAAGCGGAGUACUGAUUGGAAAAACACAUUCGGAAAAAACUACAAUGUGAUGUAAAAUAUGUUUUUGUGUUGAGUGCAUAACUAUAAUUUGUUGUAAUUAAAGUUCAACUGCAUUUGCAAAGAGACGAAAUAGAUAAUAAUUCAUAGGUGUUUGUGAGUGUUUUCCCCUCUCCUGUGCGACGUGUGAGAAAGAGAGAGAGGGAGAGAGAAAGGGAACGUGACCGAGUUGCCAUGAAAACUCCAAUGGAAAUUCAGCAUAACUGCUGACACACAAAACUCCAAAAAGAACCAAAGGCGAAAGCUGACUUUUUGUUUAGACACCUAAGUUUGAUCCAAUAUUCAUCAAAAAACGAGUGGCGAAAAAAAAAGCAAGUCAGAGAGAGCGCGCGACGUUCGGCCCCAAGGUCGUGGGCCCAAACCCCCAGGAUCCAUUUCCAACAACCCCAUCCAACCACCCAAGAAACCAAAAUGGAUGACGAUCAGCAGUUUUGUUUGCGGUGGAACAACCACCAGAGCACACUGAUCAGCGUGUUCGACACGUUGCUGGAGAACGAGACUCUAGUCGAUUGCACGCUAGCCGCCGAGGGCAAAUUUCUCAAGGCCCACAAGGUGGUGCUGUCAGCAUGCAGUCCCUACUUUGCUACCUUACUACAAGAACAGUACGACAAACAUCCCAUCUUUAUACUCAAGGAUGUCAAGUACCAAGAGCUGCGCGCCAUGAUGGACUACAUGUACCGCGGCGAGGUCAAUAUCUCGCAGGAUCAGCUCGCCGCCCUGCUCAAGGCCGCCGAGUCGCUGCAGAUCAAGGGCCUGUCGGACAAUCGCACUGGCGGCGGAGCAGCCCCCAAGCCUGAGUCCUCCGGCCAUCAUCGCGGCGGUAAGCUUAGCGGUGCCUACACACUGGAGCAGACGAAGCGGGCUCGACUGGCCACCGGCGGAGCGAUGGACACGUCUGGCGAUGUGUCCGGUUCACGCGAGGGCUCAUCGAGUCCGUCGCGUCGUCGUCGAAAAGUCCGACGUCGCAGCAUGGAGAAUGAUGCCCACGACAACUCCAACUCGUCCGUGUUACAAGCCGCCGCCUCGAAUCAGUCAAUCCUCCAGCAGACAGGCGCCGGUUUGGCCGUCUCCGCUUUGGUCACCACCCAGCUGUCCAGCGGACCUGCAGCCGGAACCAGCAGCCAAGCGUCGUCGACCCAGCAACAGCAGCCAUUGACCAGCACCAACGUUACCAAAAAGACUGAAAGCGCUAAACUAACAUCCUCGACAGCCGCCCCAGCGAGCGGAGCAUCUGCGUCAGCGGCCGCCGUACAACAGGCCCAUCUGCAUCAGCAGCAGGCGCAGACCACAAGCGAUGCCAUUAACACCGAGAAUGUACAAGCCCAGAGCCAAGGAGGCGCCCAAGGCGUCCAAGGCGAUGACGAGGACAUUGACGAGGGUAGUGCCGUUGGCGGAUCAAACGCCGCCAGCGGACCCAAUCCCGCCUCCGCCUCUGCAUCCGCCGUCCAUGCCGGAGUUGUGGUAAAGCAGCUGGCCAGCGUUGUGGACAAAUCGUCGUCGAAUCACAAACAUAAGAUCAAAGACAACAGCGUGUCAUCAGUGGGCUCCGAAAUGGUUAUUGAACCCAAAGCCGAAUACGAUGACGAUGCGCACGAUGAGAACGUUGAGGAUUUGACACUGGACGAGGAGGACAUGACAAUGGAAGAGCUGGACCAGACAGCCGGCACCAGCCAGGGUGGCGAAGGAUCUAGUCAAACAUAUGCAACAUGGCAGCACGACAGAUCUCAGGAUGAACUUGGACUAAUGGCACAGGAUGCGCAGCAACGGGAUCCCCAAGAUGUCUCUACAAACAAAACUGUUGUACUACCCCACUACUCCAUCUACCACUACUACUCCAAUAUCUACUACCUACUAUCACAUACUACUAUCUAUGAAGCCGACCGAACCGUAUCUUGUCCUGGAAAACUCGACUGUCUGCUGCAGCGCAACGAUCUGCAAGAAACAAACUCCAAGCAGCUAUGUAUCCAACUCGAGCCAAACUCCACCGCCAGUUGGUGGCUCAUCGGCCAGUUCGGCGCAAGCCCUGAUCCGCGACUACUGGUACGAGCUCAAGUUCUCCGAUCUGUUCAAGUUCAUAAAUCCCGACGGACGUUACCAGUGCCCGAGAUUCAAUUGCCUGAAGAGCUACAAGGACGCCAGCUCGCUGCAACGACAUAUCAGAUAUGAAUGUGGUGGACAGAAAAAAUUUCGCUGUCUGAUGUGCGGCAAAGCAUUUUCACAAAGCUCCCACCUAAAGCGACACCUUGAGAGCGGUGUCUGUGUCAAAUAUUACUUAUGAGAUAAUGUUUUCUUUAAAAUCAAAUAGAAUAAGCGUUAUCCCAAUAGGCAGAAGAUCAACUGAUCUGAUGAUCGACUUGAAAUGAUGAACAUGAACAUGAUUAUAUACACGUAUAUUAGACACACACACACACAAACACACGCAAUACUGCAACACAACAACAAACAAUGAGAACAAACAAAAGGAUAUAUAGAACAAUUAGAUAAAACCAAGAACAAUUACAAAUAACAAACAACAAAACGAAUUUAUUGGAUGCCACAUCAUUUAUAAAGAAAAUGGAUAAACAAAAAAAAAACCAACCAAUCUAUAUAUAUAGUAUAUAUGAUGAGAAUUAUUGUUGAAACUGAGCAUUAAUGAAACAAACGGAAUACUUAGUUAAAGAGCAAGUGAAAAACGAAAUAUUUAACAAGCUAGAACAACAAUAUAUACACAUAUAUUAAAUGCAGUCAGUGAACAUUUUAUAGGAUUUUAGUAAAAUGUAAAACCAGAUAAAAAACCUAAGAAAAGAAACAAAAAAAAAAGAAACUAAACUAAGUAAUAGAACAGAGAGGCAAACAAACAAAAGUUAAAGAACAAAACAUAAAAAAUUAAAGAAAACAUAAAACAAAACAUACACGCAAGGAAGCUAAGAGCAAAACAAUUUUAGUCAAACUAACCAAAACUACGUAAUUUUAGUUAAAAUAUAUAAAUAAUAUAGAAACUAAACCAAGCAAAACUUAGUGAAAUUAACAAAUGAGAGAAAUGCAUAUACAUAUAACAACCGACAAAUGGAAAGAGGAUAGAACAAAACAGAACAGAAACAGAACAAAAAUAACAGAAAUGCAUAUAACAAAACGUACUGUGUUUAUUUGUUGCCAAAUAUAUAUCUAUUAUAUAUAUUUCUAAUAUAUAAUAUAAUUAAUACGAUUCUUGUUAUGCCACACAACCACGAAAUUAACUAAACCUGAAAUGCGAGUGGAUGACAUCAAAAACAAUAAGAGCAGAGCAAGAAGAUCAUCAAAAGAUAACUAAAUGUUAUUAUGUUAUUGUUUAAGUUGUUAUUAUGCCAGGUACACAGACACACCAACACACACGCUGCUUACGUACAGUGAUACUUCUGGAGUGAAGAAACCAGUGUCCAGAUAGAGGCCCCACUGUAUGUAUCCAGCAAGUAAUACACUUUAAGUCUCAUAGAGUCAACUUUGGUUAGGCAUCACGAGUGUUUAGCAGAGGCAGAUGGUCGAAAGGGAUUGCAGGAAGAUUUGUUACAUGGUUCCAAGAACAACAAAAUAGUAAAGAGAGUUUAUAUACAUAUAUACAAAACAUAUACAUAUGAGGAAACAACCACAUCUACAUAAAAAUAUACACAUAUAGAACUAUAUAUAAUGCUAUAUUAGCAAAAAUGUUGUCUGUUGAACAAAGAGGAUAUUAAGGAAACGGAAAUUGUUAGUCAGUGACGAGGAUUAGAUGUUGGUAACGUGUACUCACAUCGCCAAAAGUAAUUGUAUUUGUAUGAUAUAGGUGCGUGUAUGUGUGUGUGGGUGUGUGCGUAGCCUUGUGCGAGUGUGUGUGCCAAUCGGUCAAAGGAUUUUUUACCAGAGAAAAGAAAAAAAAAAUAUGAAGAAAUAGAACAUUUUGUGCCAUUAGAAAUUCUCCACCAAAACUGAAAGUAAAAUUCAAUGCUGCUUUAGAGACGACGACGAUGAAGAAGCCAUAGAAGAGAUCGAACAAUAUACUCAUACAUGAUAAAUGUAUAUGUGAACCAAUAUGAUUUGUUGUUGCAUUCGAAGAUGAAAAUCGAUUCUGUUGACAAGUGUAAUUUAUAGUACAUUUUUGUUGUGAGUUCAAAGAUUGAGUCUAGUGAAAUUUUUGACGGCAGAAGUGACAACUAAAUGCUACGAGAGUGCCAUUAUCAAACAAAUUUUUAAUAUAUAUAUAUAAAUGAUAAAUGAUAAAUGAUAAAUUAUUGAAAUUAUACGGAAUACAUAUAUAUAACCUAAGCAGGAGGCAACUAAACAUAAUUUCUAGUUAGGAACGCAGUAAGGAAGCAGGAGGAGCGCAAGAAAUAUAUUGUUUGUUGCUUGUUGAUUGUUAAUUUUUGGGUUGCAGAAAAUAAACCUAAGCAUAUAUGCAAGACACAUGUAUAUGACAGUACAAUAAACAAAUAAAAUAAAAAUACAGAAUAUAGAGAACAAACAGAACAGCAAUAGAAACCUACCUAUAUGAACUCGAAUGAACUAGACAAAUUAUACACAGUAUAAAGGAAGCUAAAAACGAAUGAAAAUCAAUUAUAGUGAAGUACUAACUGCAGAUUAAGACCGAUUUGACACUAAUCCAAACUCGCAACCGACCGAUCUGCCUAAAAAAAAUGAUUAAUUCUUAGUAAUAUUGGAAGAGAAAUCCUUCGUUUUGGCAACUAUCCUUGCAGCCUUCGGUUGGUCCGAUUUGUGAGUUUAGUGUCAAUUAUCGGUAUUAGCACAUGUUCACCUCCUCCCCCGUAAUUAACUAAUACCAAAGGCAAAAUUUUGAUUGAUUUACUUCAAUUUGGUUAGAUAAUUUUGCCACAAGUGCAAUACUUCAAAAGUUUGUUGACAAUUUGUCUUGUGCGGCUAUUUGCCAAAGUCAAUUUUUGAAAUGAAUAGUCUAAAGAACCAUUUUGUAACCGAAAACCACAAAUCCAACCUCCAAGCGAACAAGACAAAUUGUUGGACUCUUUGAAGGAAUAGAAGAAAUAUUGCUUUCAAAUUAGUAAAAAUUUAAUUGAGAAUUAUUCGCUUUACUUGUAUGAAUAAUGUUUUUUGUUAAACUAAUUUACUAAGACCUUGUUGCGAGUAGCUAAAUUAUUAUUAUUAUUUUUGCUGUUAAAGUUUAGAUAAAGGGAAUGAAACAUGGAAUGUUUCGCAAUAACUUUUUUGUUAAAUCGUUUUUCUUUAAAUUAGUUAUAACA